Molecule: messenger RNA, 1404 nt
Organism: Alligator mississippiensis (American alligator)
Lineage: Eukaryota; Metazoa; Chordata; Crocodylia; Alligatoridae
Exons: 2
Coding region: 273-1118 (281 amino acids)
Source: RefSeq, a predicted model, not a curated record
UCCCUGACCACUCUAACCCCCCCUACUCUGGAGCACAGGUGUAACCUAUGGGGUGGUAGGGUGGUGAUGUGACCCCUCUAACAACCUGCCCCAACACCCCCAACCAAUUGGCAGUGGUUUCAGAGGCCUCAGACCUCCCAAGAACAAUCCUGAACCAAUUGGAAUGAGUACAGUGGGGGUGGGGUUUAGGCAGCAAACCCACUAGGUCUAUCUGCUUUCCCAAAUGACCCUUCUGUUUAUCUGAGACCGUGCUAAGGCAAGCAAGGGCAGAUAUGGAUUCUUUCACAAUGCCUGUAGGCCCACUCACUACACCACCAAGACGGCCUUAUAGAAAGCGUUACCGUAGAAAUAGUUUUGAGGAGGAGACCCGGCUCCUUGCCCAAAGACUCUUUGAGAAGCCUGACCCUGUCGGGGAAGAGCCUGUGAACAGGCAAUUGGAGGAGACCCAGGACCUCGAAGCAGACGUUGAGACUUUGGAAGAUGGUACCUUUGUACCUGAUCCUGCGUGUGAAGUACAGGUCACUGCAGAGGAGAGACUGCUAGAUGAAGCCUUUUUAAUGACACCAGAAAACCUCCUCACCAGUACACCAGAAGGAAGUGUAUGCUUCUGCAGAGAACAAAGACCUGAUGAGGCUGAAGAGUUAAGAAGUCAUCUCAGCAUCGAAGCUACACAAGCUCUUACAUCACGUGAACGUAAAGUUUUCAUGAAGUCUCUUGUUCGCAUUUCCUUUUAUGGCAUAAUGAAAUGCUGCUUGAGGCAGAGACUUUUUGACUUAUGCCGGGGGUGCACAUUUGACUUAGGGGGUCAAGAACCCCACGAAUGUAUUGCUUGGUUAGAUGAAGACAUAAAUAAAAUAAUUCAGGAUCAUUGCCAGGAAAUAUGUCUUGAUAGCAUUUUCAAUGCUGUUAUAAUCAUAGGGUUUGCCAGGAACAGUCUCAGAAUUACUGAGAAACACUUAAUUCAGGUUAGACAGCUUCUAAACACGGUGUAUUCUGCAGAAGAUCCUAAGGCUGCCCUUCAUGAUUUGAUCACUGAGGAAGAUGAAACAUUCAUACCCCAUAUUGAACACUUAAUUGGUGCUAGAGAUUAUAAAACCCUGCUUAAGAGAAGGGAUUAGCAAAACGAGUUUGGGGCGUACCUCUGUUGCUGUUCUGGGUGGGAGACUGGGGAAUGUGAGGCUGUAAAACACAACAACAGUUUUCUACAUCUAAUGUAUUUUAGCAUUUGCUUUAGUGUCUUGGAUAUCUUAUCACAUACAUAUAGGGUUUUUUUGUAAAGAUAAAACAAUGAGACUUAAUGGUCAUUAGAAAUGAUAAAAAUCCUUCUUAGGAGAAGGGGUAACAAAAUAAACUAGUAAAAUAUUGUAAAAGUUUUAAUGGAAAUAAAGACUGAAUUUAAAAACA